UGUAGAAAAGAACAAGCAUCAAGCAACCUAGUAGUUAAUAAUCAUAACUACGUGAAAAAAGCACACAGCCGGCACCAAUUUUCCGUGCAAACAAUGCAAUAGUUAUUAUCCAAAUUUCAGGUUUAUCUUGUCCCAUAAUUGAAAAGCGCUAGAAAUCAGAAAGUAAACAGCAUGAUGUCGUCAAUUCGCAACCUCGUAUUAAGGAAGUUUUUUAUCAUGUGAUUAACAAGGAUGGUACGACAAGAAGAACUAAGUGGGAAAUAAGUACGUGUCGUCCACAUACGGAGCUGAACAAUCAAUUUAUGCGUUUGAUGGCCAUGGACUUAUACGAUUACCGACAAUAGGCAGUACAGUGCAACUAUAGCGUCGAGAAAAAUUGGAACGGCGCACCGAUCCGAAUAAACUGUACUACCUGUGAGAAAAAUUAAGAUUUUAAUGUAAGACAGUCAGCUGGAUUGUUCAGUUCAACCGAUAAAAGCUGAUAAAGUAAAGAAGUCAUAUCUAAAAUCAACAUGUCAGCUCCUUUGAAACCUUGGGAGGCAGCGUCUUCGAUUCCUGUAAGUACUACAUCGACAGGGCCAGCUUUAGCUCAGACCUCAGUCCCGGUUCAAGAGACCCAGACAACUGUGGUGCAACCGCCUGCGCCUCCGCCACGACCUGAUGUUAACCUUGGCCAGUACGGAGCCUAUGGUAGCGGAUAUAGCAAUUUAAGUCCUCUAAUAAGUCGCUACGGAGGAAUGGGUCACGGAAUGGGCGGAUACGGGAUGGGAGGGUACGGUGGUUACGGAUCAUACGGUGGUUACGGAGGUUAUGGAGGAUAUAACGUUGUUAGCGGGUACGGUGUGGGUGGAGGCAGCGAAGUGGCUCGAAUCGCAGAAGACAGUACCCGCUCAGCGUUUCAAAGCGUCGAAGCGCUUGUACAUGCGUUUAGCUCAAUUUCCAUGAUGCUCGAAAGCACGUACUUUGCUCUUCACAGUUCGUUCAGAGCUGUCAUUGGUGUUGCGGAUCAUUUUUCUCGAAUACGUGACCAACUCGGACAGGUCCUGGCAGCUCUGUCCAUUGUCAGAACAUUACGAUGGAUCAUCCGCAAGACCCUUUAUAUGCUGGGUCUUCUUAAAGGAAACCCUGAGAGUGCUUGGAAAUCGGCGGCAAUCCAAGUUGCAUCGGACCUCACACAGGGCCCUCCUCGAUCCUCGUGGCCGGUAAUCUCAUUCUUCGCUGUAGUCCUUGGUGCGCCGUGGCUUAUAUAUAGAAUGUUUGCCUCGUCCGGAGUGCAAUCAUCAGCCCGGUGGGCGUCUGGGGAAGCACCGCAUUUUGUAGGCGUUGCACAGUACGAUUUCCAAGGUGAAAGUGAAAGAGAGUUGAGCUUCAAAGCGGGGGCGCAGAUUAGGCUCGCACCUAAGAAUCUUCAACCCAGGGUGCGCGGUUGGUUACUAGGUAGCGUUGAUGAACAGCGCACUGGUCUUGUGCCUGCAAACUACCUGAAAAUCAUCGGACCUUCGCAAAGGCAGACGGAUCUGUCAAUGUCUCCAGGUUUUUUGCCAGGGUCUUUGGGGAUUUCUUCGACUCCAACGCUUGAGCAGAACGCUCUACCGCAACGCGUCCACCAACAGCAACAGGCCAACCCAAAUCUUGACCAAAUGGAAACGUCGAGUACAAGCUUGUGCAACGAAUUCGUUGAAGUCAAUAUGAGCGAGCUCGACGACGCGCGUAAGGAGGAGGAUAGAAGCAGUUCUAAAGACAAAGAUCCCUAAAGAACUUUCAGCAGUAAAUAUUCUUGCUGUAAAUCACUAAGGCGAGAUGUUUUUGAACAGUUUUUUAUGCCACUCGUACAUUACGUGCUACAGAAUGCCGGUAACAGCACUCACAACACAAUAUAAAUUUGAUCUACGACAGCAUUAGGAUUAGCUAAGACGUCACAGCAACUUUUUCGCUUGUGUUUUUAUAUAUUUGUAAAUGAGGUUAUAUAAUUAAUUGUCCCAUGCCGUAUUGUUCUUGAAAGCCAUUUGGACUUAAUUCUUAAACACAUUUCGAGGGCUAAUUGAAAAAAGGUAUUAAAAAUGUACACAGGCAGAAGUAUAUUUGAGGCAUAGAUACCCAUAUAAAUAAAUAAAAAACAAUAGUACUAAUAACAACAUCUGUUUAUAUAUGUACAAUAUAUAUACAAAUAUAUGUUCGUCUCGACUUCAAAAAUGUAAUGGUUUGAUCAAAAUAUAAGGACAAAAUAUUUUUGUAUAAGCGCGAUAGAUUCUUUUAAGUAUGAAAUGCG
Varroa destructor (honeybee mite) is the source of this 2269-nucleotide messenger RNA. Its product is annotated as peroxisomal membrane protein PEX13-like. The record is from RefSeq and is a predicted model, not a curated record. Gene Ontology annotation, cellular component: peroxisomal importomer complex; peroxisomal membrane; peroxisome. Lineage: Eukaryota; Metazoa; Arthropoda; Arachnida; Mesostigmata; Varroidae. Gene Ontology annotation, biological process: protein import into peroxisome matrix, docking. Gene Ontology annotation, molecular function: protein binding.